This is a messenger RNA of Impatiens glandulifera, 1027 nucleotides long. RefSeq names its product NAC domain-containing protein 72-like. Gene Ontology annotation, molecular function: DNA binding. Gene Ontology annotation, biological process: regulation of DNA-templated transcription. The record is from RefSeq and is a predicted model, not a curated record. Lineage: Eukaryota; Viridiplantae; Streptophyta; Magnoliopsida; Ericales; Balsaminaceae. The transcript is spliced from 3 exons. The coding region runs from base 1 to 879 and encodes 292 amino acids.
AUGGGUGUCCCAAAUAUCGACCCGAUUACCCAACUCAGUUUACCUCCAGGUUUCCGUUUUUACCCAACCGACGAAGAACUUCUAGUUCAAUACUUAUGUAGAAAAGUUGCCGGUCAUCAUUUCUCUCUUCAAAUCAUCGGAGAAAUCGAUCUUUACAAACACGACCCGUGGGUCUUACCUGGAAAGGCAAUAUUUGGAGAGAAAGAAUGGUAUUUUUUCAGUCCUAGAGAUAGAAAAUACCCAAACGGGUCUCGACCCAAUAGAGUUGCGGGUACGGGUUAUUGGAAGGCUACAGGAACUGAUAAAGUGAUUACCACUGAAGGAAGAAGAGUUGGGAUUAAGAAAGCUUUGGUUUUUUAUAUUGGAAAAGCUCCUAAAGGAACAAAAACUAAUUGGAUUAUGCAUGAAUAUCGUCUCUCUGAAUCUCCAAGAAAAAACUCCGGCAACAAGUUGGAUGAUUGGGUUUUAUGUCGGAUUUAUGAGAAGAAAUCAAGUAUGGAUAAUAAAAAACCCAUACCCGGAAAUGGAAUUAUAGUCAAGGAACAGAGCCAUGGAGGUUCUUCAUCUUCUUCAUCUUCACACUUUGAAAACGUUUUAGAUUCAUUACCGGAGAUCAACGAUCGGUCCUUUUCUCUUCCCGACGACAACUUUGAUUGGACUAGCCUUGCCGGAGUCGGGAUCGGAAUCGGGUCGGUUUCUGAUGCAUCCGCCGUGGACGGACAUGGACUGCCUAUGAGCAACGGGUAUAAUGAUAUUUGUGUUUCUCCUUCUAUUACAGGGCAAGAGGUUCAGAGUGAGACCCGAACCCGGAGAAAUAAUGACCCGUUAAUCUAUUUUCAGCAAAACCCGAACUAUUUUGCCAACGGGUCGUGGAGGUAGACCCGUUUGGAUAUGGUUACCGGGUCAAAAUGGGGAUUUGGAAUUUUAGGUUAUAAUGGCAAUGGUGUAAAUAGUGAUGGAGUGAAUUUUAUUUGGGUGGUCAUUUUGAAUGAGAAAAUGUAGAAGAUGUGGGGAAAUUAAAACUUGA